CUCUCGUUGACACAAAACAGAAAACACAAAACACGACUCAUAGACACAAUCAAACUUACCUAAAAAAGUUUUCUUUUACAAACGAUGUCGUUUGCAGUUGCCGUUUGCAACUCGCCGGUGUUCUCUCCGUCAUCGUCACUUUUCUGCAACAAACCUCCGGCGCAUGAAACCCUAACUCUAUCUCUAUCCCAUCUCAAUCCUCCAGCUUCUUCUCCUUCUCUUUCCUCUGCGUCUCCCACAUCUCCGUUCUGCCUCCGUCUCCUUAAACCGCCAGCUAAAUUAGGGUUUCGAUCGGACUCUGUUCCCGGACGCGUUCUUAAGAGGAAACGCCCGAUGAGGCUUGAUAUACCGGUUGGUAGUGCAGCUCCUAUAUCUGCUGAGGCGUCGGUGACUACAGAGACGACGAGGGAGGAGAGUAGAGAGGUCGAGAGGGAAGGUGGUGAGUACUCUGUUUUUUGCAAGAGAGGAAGAAGAGAAGCUAUGGAGGAUCGUUUCUCUGCCAUCACCAACCUUAGAGGUGAUCCCAAACAGGCAAUAUUCGGAGUCUAUGAUGGUCAUGGAGGAUCAAAAGCGGCUGAGUUUGCGGCUAACAACUUGUGUAGUAACAUUCUAGAUGAGAUUGUUGGUGGGAUGAACGAUUCCAAGAUUGAAGAAGCUGUAAGACGCGGUUACCUAGCGACUGAUUCUGAGUUUCUUAGGGAGAAGGAUGCUAAGGGCGGCUCUUGCUGUGUCACGGCUCUGAUCAACGAUGGCAAUCUCGUCGUGGCCAAUGCUGGGGACUGUCGUGCUGUUCUGAGCGUUGGAGGACACGCUGAGGCUAUGAAUUCUGAUCAUCGCCCUUCGAGAGAAGAUGAACGUAACAGAAUUGAGAGCUCGGGGGGUUAUGUCGAUACAUUCAAAAGUGUUUGGAGAAUCCAAGGAUCUUUAGCAGUAUCUAGAGGAAUAGGAGAUGCUCAUCUCAAACAAUGGAUAAUAUCUGAGCCAGAGACAAAUGUUCUCCGGAUCAAUCCCCAACACGAGUUCUUGAUCUUAGCAUCAGACGGUCUAUGGGAGAAGGUUAGUAACCAGGAAGCAGUAGAUAUAGCUCGACCAUUUUGCAUAGGAACCGAUCAGAAACAGAAGCCAUUGUUAGCUUGUAAGAAGCUAGUUGACCUCUCCGUAUCACGAGGCUCCUUGGACGAUAUCAGUGUGAUGUUGAUUCCGCUGUGCCGCUUCCUCUAACCAUUGGAGAGACGUAGGGAUAAGAAAACAAUUCAGGUUUCGGACGUUAGAGACUUAGAGUUUGGAGUCCUUCUUACAUUCUUCAAUUAACUUCAAUUAGUUCAUUUAAGUUGUUAAGAUACCUUGUGGAUAUCAUCUUAAAUUAUCUCUUAUAUAUCAUAUUCUUGUACUUUUUGACAAAAGUAAGCUUUUUAUAUGAUAAAUAAAAUUCAUAAACUUUACUGUA
Messenger RNA from Camelina sativa (false flax), 1447 nucleotides. Its product is annotated as putative protein phosphatase 2C 2. Gene Ontology annotation, molecular function: cation binding; protein serine/threonine phosphatase activity. The record is from RefSeq and is a predicted model, not a curated record. Gene Ontology annotation, biological process: protein dephosphorylation. Lineage: Eukaryota; Viridiplantae; Streptophyta; Magnoliopsida; Brassicales; Brassicaceae.